Entamoeba invadens IP1 is the source of this 2055-nucleotide messenger RNA. RefSeq lists its product as hypothetical. The transcript has a single exon. The record is from RefSeq and is a predicted model, not a curated record. The coding region runs from base 1 to 2055 and encodes 684 amino acids. NCBI's taxonomy places the organism in Eukaryota, Evosea, Mastigamoebida, Endamoebidae.
AUGGCAAUCAAAUUGGAAAUAGUCUUCUUGAUGAAGGUUGCUUUAAACUUUUUUAGUCGUCAAACUUUGUACAGCUUUAUACAAGUUUCCAAAGUAUGUUUAUCUGCUUUAUGUUCAUUGAAAGUCAAUCCCGUUUUCAUGACCGAGUCUUCUGUUAUUUGGUUUUACAAACACUUUACACCUGAAACUAUUGAUUUUGGAUAUUAUGAGUUUACUUCUACUGAUCUUUUCACGCUUCCAAAACAACUUUACAACGUCGAUUUCACUUGUGCAUUUAAAAAUGGAUUGUGGACGACCGAAUUUGUUCGAAAAAUAUUUCCCAAAGUAGUUCGAUUGUCUUUGUUAUUUCCAAACCCCGAUGACGAUGAAUAUAUAUUAACUUUGGAGUGCAUAAAAUUUAUAACACAUCACACUAAAUAUUUGACAGCUUUAAAGUACUUGUACAUAGACUUUGAAUCGUUUAUUGACUUCAUUGCUGAUUACACGGAAAAUAAAAAGGAGAAGUACUUGAACCUGCCAGAGACAAUUGUCAUUAACAUGAGUGGAGGUAAACCAAUUGAGUUAAACACUGUUUUUAUCGACAAAUUAAAUUUGUUAGAACAAACACUUCUUGACAACGAAAAAAGCACUGUUUAUAUAACAAUCAGUCAUCACCCAAAAGACAAGGAAGUGCUUAAAUUAUUUAAGAAAACAACUUAUUAUUAUGCUACUUGUGUCUCAAAUAUGUGCGAGACACUGAGCGACCGAAUUCUAUGUGAUAAAGGAAGUGUCUGUAUUGAAGGUUUUGUUGCGACUUCAAUUAUUAACAAAAUCAUUGAAAACACAUACUCCACAAGUGUCGUUUAUAUACAUACAAAUAAAAUUAUGAAAACGACUUGGGUGCUUCCAAAAAGUGUUUCACAAUUAACUUUGCUUUCCAAAAAUGAAGAAGAAGCUAAAAUCAAUUUAAAAACGCAAGUUCUCAAUAUCAACUUUUCGUGCAUUAAAACACUAAAUAUUCUUUCACUUGUUAAAGUCAAAUUUGACAACCAAUUUCCGUGUUUAAAAAGCCUUUCAAUAACAAAUGCAGUUAAAAUUAUAUUCACUGAAAAAUGCGAAAUGGCUGCACUUGUUGAAAUCGAGUUGUGGAAUGUCAAUGAUACUUAUUUUAGUUGUAACCUCGACAAUUUAAAAACACUAUUUAUUUAUCAAGGAAAUCGAUUAACGUUUUCUAAGAAACUAAACAGUCUGAAAACGAUUACCGUCGUUGAAUCAAAUAAUGUCUCAUUACCAAAAAUCGAUUUUAAUAAUAAAGUAGUCCAUUUAAGCAAUUCUAAAGCUAUAAUUUUUAACGGAAUUAAUUCGUCUAUUUACCUUCGUAAAUAUUCCGAUAAAACAUAUAUUGAAACCAGUAUUGAAAAAAUUUUUGAAUUUCCAAUCCAAAUAAAAGAAAAGGGUCAGUGGAAAAUGUCCAAAUUUGUUUCAAUGAGUCCGCGUGUGGAAGUCGUUGGCAAUAAAAUAAAAAGGAAAAAAGAAGUUGAAAAAGAUAUGUACGAUAUGGUUGUUUCAUAUGGAUUUUUAAAUGGAAACAACUGCAAAUGUGAAAUGCAAUUUAUUGAUAAAAACGAUGUUAUUAAAACUAUUGCUAAUGUCAGAUAUUUUGAAAUUGAAUUGACUCGGAACAGUUAUAUUGCCGUUGGUAUAAUGAACGUGUUUGAACACAUUGUAUAUCAAAAUGUAAUGUUAGGGUGGCAACAAAUGAGUUGUGGAUAUCAUAGCGAUGAUGAAACCAUAUACAACAACGGCGAUCUUGAUGGAUAUGAUAGUAAAAUACGAUCCGGCAAAAAGACGGGAGAAACAGACGUUGUUGGUGUCGGCAUUGUUUUUAAUAUAAAGAAAAUGGCGUCUAAAUUCUUUUUCACUUGUAAUGGAAAUUAUGUGGUUUCACGUGAAUUUAAUGCAAACAGUGUUGCUACCGCCAUUUCAAUGAACGUAUUCAGCAAGAUAGUUAUAAACUAUGGAGAAAAGCCAUUCGAAUUUGAUUUAAAUACAUUGACAAACAAAGUUGUAGUAUAA